Messenger RNA from Xenopus tropicalis (tropical clawed frog), 795 nucleotides. It is a transcript of the gene or65b2, whose product is annotated as olfactory receptor family 65 subfamily B member 2. Bases 1 to 795 code for a protein of 264 amino acids. The transcript is spliced from 2 exons. Gene Ontology annotation, molecular function: G protein-coupled receptor activity; olfactory receptor activity. The record is from RefSeq and is a predicted model, not a curated record. Gene Ontology annotation, biological process: signal transduction; G protein-coupled receptor signaling pathway. Gene Ontology annotation, cellular component: membrane. NCBI's taxonomy places the organism in Eukaryota, Metazoa, Chordata, Amphibia, Anura, Pipidae.
AUGGGAAUUGAGUUCAAUAUUAGCAAGAACUUUGUGCUCCUCGGCAUUGAGGAGAUGGAAAGGUUUAAAUAUCUUUACUGCUUACUUUUUUUCCUAAUUUACUUCUUCAUCUUGCUGUUUAGCUGCACCAUCAUCUCUGUGGUGCUGUUGGAUGAAAGCCUUCAUGGUCCCAUGUACACGCUCAUAGCCAUUCUUCUGCUGAACGGGAUCUUUGGGAGCUCAAGUAUCUUCCCAAAACUCAUCACUGACUUGUUAUUAUCAUCCAAAGAGAUUUCUCAUGUCGGCUGCGUGGCCCAGGCAUACACCAUAAUACUUUUUGCCUUCUGUGAGAUCUCCACCUUCACCAUCAUGGCGCACGAUACCUACAUAGCAGUCGGCCACCCAUUGAGAUACCCAACUCUAAUGACAAAUUCAGUGGCUUUGAAACUAAUCAUGGGGUCUCUGAUCUUCAAUAUCAUCUUAAUGUUGCCUAUUCCAAUACUUUCUGCCAGACUCCCAAUUUGUGGGUCUCGCAUUAGCGGCAUAUUUUGUGACAACCCAUCCAUCCUUGUUCUCUCCUGUGUAGAUGUUUCGCUCAACAAGUUGUAUGGGAAUGUUACUCUGGUGGGUUAUAUAUCGGUUAUGGCACUGCUCAUAGCCCAUUCCUACCUCCGGAUCUGCCUGAUCUGCCUCAAGAUUUCCAAAGACGCCUCUCCCGCGUCCUGCAGAGAAUUCUGUGUAUCUGCUUCUCCUUUGGGAUAUUUGGGAAAUGUCUUUAUAAAGAGCCCACAUCCCACGCAGGAGGCCGCGCUCUAG